Messenger RNA from Plutella xylostella (diamondback moth), 2613 nucleotides. Lineage: Eukaryota; Metazoa; Arthropoda; Insecta; Lepidoptera; Plutellidae. The record is from RefSeq and is a predicted model, not a curated record.
CCGAGUUACGCAGCCAUUUUGUGGUGUCUGACUUGCAGUGAGGGAUCGUCUCGAAUUUUUGUCUAUUUUACAUGGGAGUAUUACUUUUUGUUGUGAUUAGCGAAGAUAAAUAGUUUGUUUUGUUUUGGGAGUUGGAUUUUCGGUAAUAAAACAUGGAACAAGACGUGGAAAGUGGUUUGGAGGGCACCCUGACUUCCUACCGACAUAUUUGCAGUAUUUGCCUGAGCACAGAUCGUAACUUGGUGGUGAUAAACGGAGACAAUCAGCUCCAAGAAGUGUUUAGGCUUCUCAUGUAUGAUUUCGCGGGAGACCGGUUCUCCGACCCUCUAGUGGAAUUCUCCCAGCUGGCGUGCUGGGAGUGCGCGGCGGCGCUGCGGCGCGCGGCGCGGCUCAAGCGCCAGCUGCACGCGGCGCAGCAGCAGCUGCAGCUGCUGGCUUUGGGGCAUGAGACGCUAGACCACACCUACAUCACGCAAUCCCUCUCGCCCUUACAAGCCGUCAUAAAGACUGACUACGACGGCAUUUACUUCGACUACUCCGACGUGCCGGAGCGCUGGGGCGUGGUCGAGGUGCCGGGGGUGGGGGGAGGGGGGAGCCAAGCGGGAGGGGUGAAGGACGAGCAGUUUGAUGUGGCACAGGUGGUGCGGAACAAUAUAGACCUGGACAUGGACAUGGACGGGGCGCAAAUACUGGAGGUGGGCGAGCUCGACGGCGUAGACUCAUCCGUGGACGCGAGCCUCUCCAUGGCACACAUCGUCCUACGAGCCCCGAGCCUGCCCACCCAGCUGCCACUACUUACUGUCAGCCCGCUAGACCACGUCAAGAUGGAGACAGUGAUAACGACACAAGACGAGGGCAGCGACCUCAAGUGCGGCUACGUGACCGAACAGAUGACUGAGGACGAGAUGCGCGCCUGCAGGGAAACCAUGAAAGAGAAGGUUCAAUACGUGAGCGCGGCCUACAAGUGUGAACUGUGCAUCAUCGGAUUCUACUCGCAACAGCAGGUCGAGGCACACUUCGUGCAGGCGCACAGAGCUAAACCGGACCUAGUCCCGUGCAAGAUCUGCUACGUGUACGUGGAGCAGAAGAAGCUGGAGUCACACACGCAGUCGCACUACACGCGAUAUACUUGCAAGCUAUGCGGCCACGUCGAAUACUCCAUCCGUCUACAAACACAACACGUGCGCGCGCACGUCAGCAAGGACAAACCCGACAGAGGCGCGUUGAACGUGCCCGAGACACCCCGCAGAAAGAAGAAAAGCCGCAAGAUCGACCCGCCGCCGCCCAAACCCGGCGACCUCAGGAAACUGCUCUCCAAGACCACCAUAGAGGGGUACAAGUGCCUCGAGUGCGACAUGUUCUUCAAGAGCUCCCGUUCCCGCAAGAACCACGUGGACCGCUUCCACAGAGAAGGGCUGCAGUGCGACCACUGCAAGAAGAGGUUCGUCAACAAGACCACGCUCGCCACGCAUCUCAAGCUACACGAGGGUCCGCUACCCCGGGAAGAGUGUCCGGUGUGCCACAAGAUGGUGCGCUCCAUACAGAUCAAGUACCACAUCCAGCGACACCAGAACAGCACCACCUACACCUGCCACGACUGUAAUAAGAUAUUCUCCCACCUGGCGACGUAUCAAGCUCAUCUCAAGUACUCGCGCGCGCACGCCUCCGAAGAAAUAUUCAAGUUCCCGUGUCCGAUGUGCAACAAGGGCUACCCGAGCAAGGAGCAGAUGCAGGACCACUUCAACUACCAGCACCUCGGCAAGACGGCGCACAAGUGUCCCGUGUGCGACAAGCCGAUCGCAUCCCGAGCCAACGUGGAGAAGCACAUGAUGCGAGUACACGGGGAGAAGAAGCAGCGCCCCAGGACGCACGUGUGCCAGCACUGCGGCAAGGGGUUCACUGUGAGUACAGCCGAUGAGUACUGUGUACUCGUGUACUCAGUGGAGAAGCACAUGAUGCGAGUACACGGGGAGAAGAAGCAGCGCCCCAGGACGCACGUGUGCCAGCACUGCGGCAAGGGGUUCACUGACAAGAAGGCUCUGACCCAGCACGCAGUAAUCCACUCGGGCGAGAGGCCGCUGUCGUGCGACAUCUGCCAGCAGAGCUUCAAGCAGAAGGCCUCGCUUUAUACUCACAGGAAGCGGGUGCAUAAGGUGAUUCCAGAGAAAAAGGUGGUCGAAUUCAUGGACAAGAAAUAAGAUAGCGCCACUGGACUCGCGCCCAGGCUGUCCAACAUACGGAAUAAUCGAACACUAAAUAAUCAACAUAAAUUAUAUUGAGUCCUUCACAGUAGACACGAGGAAGGCCGAAUAGGGCAAAGCCAAAAGGCCAUGGGCUGGAUAUACAGGAUGAUGCAAAAAUAUUCAUGUGGCCAACAAAGGUUCAAUCGUAUUUUUUUCGCGAACUUUCAAUAUGACCCGCUGAAUCACCCCCUAUUCGGCUUACAUAACCACUUCUGCAUAUUGUAUAUUUACAUCCUGUAUAUUUAUAAGUAUGGAGCCCCUUCAAAGAAGCUUGUGUCCAGCAGUGGACUAUUCUUCUUCUUUCGUGUCAGUGAACAUGCAAAUUAAAUAUGUCCUGACCAAAAAGAAGCAACUUUGAUAGCAUUCUGGU